Molecule: messenger RNA, 3105 nt
Organism: Penicillium odoratum
Lineage: Eukaryota; Fungi; Ascomycota; Eurotiomycetes; Eurotiales; Aspergillaceae
Product: exocyst subunit SEC5
Exons: 2
Coding region: 1-3105 (1034 amino acids)
Biological process (GO): Golgi to plasma membrane transport; exocytosis
Cellular component (GO): exocyst
Source: RefSeq, a predicted model, not a curated record
AUGUCCGAUCUGGAUGUCGCCAGUCACUACAAUCUACCUUCCGAAUACCCCGAAGCAUGGCCGGCAGCACUAGAUGAGGAUGAUGCAUCAGAUGAGGAACCCGUGGAGCGAAGCAAGUCCCGGCCCCGGAAGUCGCGCUACUUCGCUCUCGAACGCACCCCCAGCGACUGGCGGAGUGGUUACGGAUCGCAGCGGCGUGGAAAGGACACCAGAGAAAAUGCGCAGAAUGAUGAACCAGAUCCGUUGGGAGGGGGGGAUAGCGUUCUGCGUAUCUUGAAGCAAAAGGGUCUACGUCUAGAGGAAGAGGGGGGUAAACGGUCGCGGUUCCUGCUAUCAUCAACAUCCUUCUCUCCCGCGCUCUUCCUAUCCCAGGCCCAUCACUCAGACUCCAUUGAAUCGCUCAUUGCCGGGUUAGACCAUCUAUCUCAGUCUAUCGAUCAGAAGUCUGCGUCGCUGAAAGUUUUAGUGGAAGCCAAUUUUGAGCGCUUCGUUCGCGCCAAGGCAACCAUCGAUAGUGUAUACACAGAAAUGAGAGACCAAGGUGCACCCAAUGAACCAAAUCUUGCUCCACGAAGAUCAGGUCACUUCCGAAGCUUAUCAGGGCAGCGGGGUGUAUCUCCUUCUCCAGCAAGUAUGGGCCAGGCUACCCCUCGUAAGACGGCACUUGUCAAGGAGAGCGAUUAUGGAAUGAAAGGCAUCCGAACUCCCCUUGUGGAGGCGUCGGUCAAAGCUGAGGAGGUUUGGGGGCCAGCCCUUGGAGGCCGUGAUCGGGAACAGAUACUUAAGUCAGUCGUGGAAACGAUGGAGAAAAACCGCGAUGUAUACGAGAUUGGAAGUCACCUAUCCAAGUCCAUCCAACAGCGAGACUACGACUCCGUGUUUGAAGAAUACACCAAGGCAAGGACUCUCGCAAAUCGAGCAAAGAGCAUUGUGGAGCAGGCCUCCAGCUCACGUCGCCAGCUAUCCGAUCAUGAGGCGCAUACAAUCUUAGCGAUGGGACGGAUGUGGAUGGAUGUGGACGAGCAGAUUCAUGCUUUCAAGCGCGAGCUCUGGAGAAGACUCGGCGAUGCCCCUACAACUUCCACGACAAGCACCGCGACGGGUCCGGUUGAGGAACAUAUGGAGCUUAUCGGGGCACUCUUGGAGUUGGGCGUUGAUGAUAAUCCCAUUUGGACCUGGCUUCACAGUCGCUACGAGUUCCUCAAGACUAAAAUCACUUCCUUUUGUGACCGCUGCAAGGUGGAAAUUGAAAUUUUGAGACGCCGGCUUGCCGGUGGGGAGAAACCCACGCCUCAAGCCGUAGCUUCCUACCUUCGCCUGGCGCCCCGUGACGGCUCAGCUGAUGUCCCUGAAAAUCUUGACACAGAUCAUGUCAUUGAGCUUUGGGACUGCAUUCAGGCGUUCCUCACUCGCCUCCUCUCAUCGCAGAGUGGCUUACUGGGCGAGCUGCUAGAUUUCUGGGAGGUUGCCCAUGCAUUCAUUGAUGGUAGUCGCCAACGACUACUUCCAGUUGGCUUUGAAGGUGAGAGCCGGAAACAUCACCGCCUUACCCCUGCGAAUGUAGAGGAGCUCGAAAGGGGUGUUGUGGAACUGGUCAACUUGAUCCGAGAAAAUGUUCUUUCGCUCUUCAAUGAUCCCCCAACUGAGGAUAUCUCCCUCCUCUCUUCGCCUAUUCUACCAAGUCCAACAAGUCCUGCGACCCAUGGAGUCACGCCGACUGAGUCCCGGUUUAAACUGGAUCCAAAGAAUCUCCCUAUACCCGCCCCUCAGCGCGGAGAACACUGGGAGGGUUGUGCCUUCUGGCCACCCUUCUCCAACUCCCUCAGUGGCGUUCACUACUUGAGUACAUUUCUCAUAAUAAUUGGUACCGCUGCCAGUGAGAUGGCGGCUUUGCGCCCAGUCACACACAGCGGAUCAACCCAUGAUCUGCUCAAGUCUCUGGUGAGUGUCGCCCGGGACAGAUCUGCCCGUGUUGCAUGCGCAGCAUGGAGUAAGGAUGCGGAGUCUUGCAAGAUGCUGGAGGACUGGACGCGGGAUUCCGAAAAGCGAGACUUAACCAAGAUGCCUGGCUUGUUUGUGGCAUUUGAAAGUGCCAUCCUAGGCGGCAUGCAGAAGAUUCUGUACAUCUCUGAAGCCAUGAGCAAAUCUGGAACUGUGGAUGUCGUCACCCAACCACCUGCGAAACUGCUUCAGAUGGUUCGUACGCAGUUUGUGUCUAGUGUUUACAAGGCACUCAGUGGACUGGUCGAGAAUGCAGAGCGAGUAACGGCGUCAGAAGAAGAGAAUGAGUGGGUUAUUAGCCGGCCAGUCAUGACAAGUCAGGCCCUUGAUGCAACUUUGUCCGUGCUCGCGGCCGAUUCUGUGGAUUCGCAGGAUAGGAAUGUACGGAUUCUCCUUACACUUUCCAACCUGAAGGCUCUGCAGUCCGAAUAUGUGCCGCAGUUGAUCUCCAACUUCGAGACCUCGUUCUCUGUCAAAUUGACGGAAGAGGGUAAGACGGUUCGGGACGUCCUGAAGCAAAUCGAAGAUCGACUGUUUGUAUCAUACACCAGUCCGACCCUUGCCUUGCUAAAGAAGACUAUCUCUACCGGCAUCGAGUCUCCGGACUGGGUGCCCAAGACGGAUCGCCCUGACCAGGUUCGCCCUUACGUCUACAAUACCCUAUUGACUCUGGUUCUCGUGCAUACCGAGAUCUCCACUACUGUGCCAUCCACCGUAUCGCCAAGUGCUAGCCGUCCAUCACCAAAUGCCCCAUCGUCACUACUUACCAUUGUAUUCACCUAUCUACUUGGGCAAAUAUCCACGGCCUUACUCACCUCUUUCCGUACUCGGUCUAGCUUCUCACUUGCUGCUCUCAUGCAAGCUACCCUGGACACCGAGUUCAUCGCACAGACCCUCUCCCAGUACUCGACGGACGAAGCAUCUGGAAUUCAGAGUCAGAUCUACGUGGAAUUGGACCAUCGCACCACAAAUGAAGCCCGCUCAAAAUUGCAGGCCGACCUAGGCGAGAUGAGAGUCGUACUCAAACGAUUGAGAGAUCGGACAAAGGGCGAAUUUGCCUGUUUCCGCAAGCCCCGUAGCGGAACCAAGAAUCCCUCCGCAUAG